UGCGAUGUUGGUUGUUUUUGCACAAACAGCUGUUGUCGCACUGUUGUUGUCGCCUUUGUGUCUGCAGGUGCAAAGUAAUAUCAUAAUUGGAUUAAUCGAGCGAUCACAGCCAUGGCCACGAUGCGCAUACCCAAACAGAAGGUGAUCCUGUGCGGCGACUACGGAGUGGGCAAGAGCUCCCUGUUCCGGCGCUUCGCCACCAACACCUUCGUCACGGAUACGGACAGGAAAUCCACCUUGGGAUUGGACCACAUCGAUAGGGAAUACAGUGUGAAUGAAAAGCAGAUCAAGCUCCAACUCUGGGACACCGGUGGCAUGGAGCGUGUGGCCUCGGUCACAUCCUCGUACUACAAGUUCGCCGAGGGAGCCAUCCUGGUCUUUGCUUUGGACAACGCCGCCUCGUUCCACUCGCUGUCGCAGCACUUGCUGGACAUUGUGACCUAUGCAGAGAAUGCCAAGAUCUUCAUCUGCGGCAAUAAGAGCGAUCUGGAGGGCAGGGAGCCGGAGGUCAGCGACGAGGAAGUGGAGGCCUUCUGCGAGCAGUGCCACUCACUGAUCAGUGCCACGUACAAGACCUCCUGUCGCAGCGGCGCCGGUGUGGAGGAGAUGUUCCGGGAUAUCUCCAGGCAACUGGUCCAUGCCAAUCGCUCCAAAAUGGAACUGCAGGCACUGGAGCACAAGAGCUUCCAGGUGGACACUUCGAGCAGCAGUGCGGCGACCAACGAGGAGGACGCCUCCUCCUGCGGCUGCUAGCAGUUGGGGAACAUUGAGUUCGGCUAGGAACCCUCAUCCCCGCCAGGCUCAAUGCUCAUGCAGAGAUGCAUUUUUACUGUUUCCUUUAUUUAUUGAUAGCUCUUGGCUAUGUUAUGAUUUUUAGAUACAUGCAUGUUCAUUUAGAAUUUUUACGAAAAAUACGUCCCGAAUGCGAACACGAGUCAUAGAGUAGGAUUAGUUUCUAUUAACCAGGCGCCAAACAUUAACCACUUAAACUUUGUACACGUAAGCUAGGAUGGCGGAAACGCGAGGGAUAGGUUAGAAAUCUGCGGUAAGAAAUAAAAAGUAAUAGGAAUUCCAUCGAUUAACAAGAAGGUCAAAAUAAUCUUAAAGGUAAUAAGACAACAAAAUAUAUAGACAUCGAUAAUUCCUCACUUGACCGCAGAUAACUACACUAAGCUUCGACUCUUAUUGCAUGUAAUACCCCAUCCUAUCGUAUAUAGAUUAGUGCGUAAUCUGCAGCUUUCUUCCACAGAAUAUCUCGUAAA
Molecule: messenger RNA, 1262 nt
Organism: Drosophila simulans
Lineage: Eukaryota; Metazoa; Arthropoda; Insecta; Diptera; Drosophilidae
Gene: RabX6
Product: ras-related protein Rab-11A
Exons: 2
Coding region: 112-753 (213 amino acids)
Molecular function (GO): GTP binding; GTPase activity
Source: RefSeq, a predicted model, not a curated record